This is a messenger RNA of Penicillium cosmopolitanum, 648 nucleotides long. Its product is annotated as Glycoside hydrolase 18 protein. Lineage: Eukaryota; Fungi; Ascomycota; Eurotiomycetes; Eurotiales; Aspergillaceae. The record is from RefSeq and is a predicted model, not a curated record. The transcript has a single exon. Bases 1 to 648 code for a protein of 215 amino acids.
AUGCGCGUCCAAACUGUCGCAACUGCCCUCCCCCUGCUGAUGCUCGCCUCAAGCGUCGCAGCCGUGGACUGUUCAACCCACAGCUUCACCACCUGCGCCGACAAGAUCGUCCACUGGUUCGACCCAGACACUGGCGAAAUCUGCGAUCCCCUAGACUGUGGUGGUGGCCGUGCUCCCCCCAAGACUGAUGUCCCCGGAUGUCCUAUGUACACCGGCACCGAGACCCGAGCCACCAGCAAGUCAUAUCUUUCUUGCUGGACACCCUCAGCCAGUGCUACUCCCACGACUGAAAGCACAGCUGAGACCACCGCUGAGUCUACCUCUUCCACCUCUGACGGACCUGAUGUUGCCACCUCGACUUCUGUCGUAACCGCGACUUCUCCCACCACUGUUGUCGUGACUUCAACUGCGACUGGAAGCCAAACCAGCGGCGCUGCCACUAGCCCUUCGACUACUCCUGCGGCUUCUCUUUCCUCCAGCCAAGGCGCCUCUGGAAGUACAAGUGGAAGUGGAAGCGGAAGUAACACUGCUAGCAGCAGUGGCUCUGCUUCGGCUCAAACAACGACGACUUUCAACGCUGCUGGUGCGUUGACUGGGUCGCUUGCCGCUGUUGCUGGUGUUGCUCUUGGUGCGAUCGCUUUUGUCUAA